Messenger RNA from Pistacia vera, 474 nucleotides. Its product is annotated as probable transcription repressor OFP9. NCBI's taxonomy places the organism in Eukaryota, Viridiplantae, Streptophyta, Magnoliopsida, Sapindales, Anacardiaceae. The record is from RefSeq and is a predicted model, not a curated record. Bases 1 to 474 code for a protein of 157 amino acids. The transcript has a single exon. Gene Ontology annotation, biological process: negative regulation of DNA-templated transcription.
AUGAAACCCUCCAGAGAAUAUUACAAGAAGCAGAAGGUUCAACAGAGAGGAUGCAAGGCCUUGUGUUGCAGCUGCAGGUUUAGUGUUUCUUCCUCGGAGGAAGCCGAGAGCUCAAGUUCCGAUCAGUUCCCGUCGGUUUCAAGCCUCGCGCACGCGAUGGUUCAAGAGAGACUCGAUCAAAUGAUUCGAGAAAGGCAAGAGGCAAGACAUAAAGAGAGAAGAAAGCAAAGAGAUAGUGAAGGGACUAAAUUUAUUGUCAUGGUAGCCAUGGAAAAAUCCUCUAAUGAUCCGAGAGAAGACUUUAGAGCUUCCAUGGUUGAGAUGAUUUUGGCAAACCGGAUUGAAGAAACAAAAGAUCUUCGAAGCCUUUUGAAUUAUUAUAUGUCUAUGAACUCCAAGGAGUAUCAUGUGAUCAUACUUGAGGUCUUUUACGAGGUUUGUUCUAGUUUGUUUUCAUGUUGUAAAUGCCAUUGA